Messenger RNA from Aspergillus niger, 615 nucleotides. RefSeq lists its product as uncharacterized. NCBI's taxonomy places the organism in Eukaryota, Fungi, Ascomycota, Eurotiomycetes, Eurotiales, Aspergillaceae. The coding region runs from base 1 to 615 and encodes 204 amino acids. The record is from RefSeq and is a predicted model, not a curated record. The transcript has 3 exons.
AUGAACAUCCUAGCCCUCCUCCUCACCACCCUCUCCCUCCUCCCCACGCCCUCCUACACCCAAGAAUCCUCCUCCUCAUCCUCUGACGGCUCCUCCGGAUCCACCUCCUCCUUCACCGUGACCGCCUACCGCUCCGACUCCCCCAUUAACAACCUCCCAUUAACCAUCUUCUCCGGCCGCUUCUACCUCGGCGGCCGCACCUCCUCCUACUGUCCUCCAGGUGUAGCCUCGGAGGGCGAAUGCCCCCCAGGAAACGAAACCAUUAUCGUUGGUGGGAAUGGCCUAGCAGUCUCCGUCCCCGGCGGCCAACAAAUCUACAUCCUCCCCACGGGGGCCUUAUCAUUCACAGCCCCGCACUCAUCCUACAUGCCUCCCGGCUCAUCCACCGGUCCAUUCAGCUACACGCCGGGUACUCCCUACGGAAGCUGGAAUUAUACGGGCUCUCCGGGUGGGUUCAUUGCUUGUCCCGUGAGGGGAGCUGGUGGGGGUAAAUGGAUUGUGUAUGUUAAUUGGAAGAAUGCGACGGUGCCUGGGGGGAAUGUUAAUGAGUGUUUGGGUUUUGGGGCGAGGGCGUGGGGGAGGAACGCCAGUGUGGGGGCUUGGGAGUAUAUCUAA